AUGCGCCCAAUAGAUGGGGUAAUCACCUUGCCCCCAAUAGACCCCAAUCGGGUGUUACAGCCACAUCAAAACGCCCUCAUUCUAACACUAGGGAUCAAUGAUUUUGAUGUAAGACAGAUUUUAGUUGAUCCAGGCAGUUCAGCUGACCUGUUACAAAUGUUCACAUUUAAACAGAUGGGGUUCCCAUCAUCAACUCUGGAAAAUCCUAGGCGAAUACUAUCAGGAUUUAACAGAGCUUCUACCACAUCUCUGGGUGAUGUCAUGUUGCCCGUCCAAGCCGGGCCAAUUAUCCUGAACGUACAAUUUUUUAUGGUUGAAGACUUGUCCUCAUUCAAUGCCAUCAUGGGGCGCACAUGGCUACAUGGCAUGAAGGUUAUUCCCUCUACAUAUCACCAAAUGGUGAGUUAUCUAACCGAAGACGGACAGAUCAACCUUUAUGGAAGCUAG
Molecule: messenger RNA, 447 nt
Organism: Vitis riparia (riverbank grape)
Lineage: Eukaryota; Viridiplantae; Streptophyta; Magnoliopsida; Vitales; Vitaceae
Exons: 1
Coding region: 1-447 (148 amino acids)
Source: RefSeq, a predicted model, not a curated record